Molecule: messenger RNA, 931 nt
Organism: Echinops telfairi (small Madagascar hedgehog)
Lineage: Eukaryota; Metazoa; Chordata; Mammalia; Afrosoricida; Tenrecidae
Gene: KIN
Product: Kin17 DNA and RNA binding protein
Exons: 8
Coding region: 35-883 (282 amino acids)
Biological process (GO): DNA replication; DNA damage response
Cellular component (GO): nucleus
Molecular function (GO): double-stranded DNA binding
Source: RefSeq, a predicted model, not a curated record
GUUGCCUGGGAGCUGGGCUUGCAAAGUCGCCGCGAUGGGGAAAUCCGAUUUUCUUACUCCCAAGGCGAUCGCCAACAGGAUCAAGUCCAAGGGACUUCAGAAGCUUCGCUGGUAUUGCCAGAUGUGCCAGAAGCAGUGCCGGGAUGAGAACGGCUUUAAGUGUCACUGUAUGUCCGAAUCUCACCAGAGACAACUGUUGCUGGCCUCAGAAAAUCCUCAGCAAUUUAUGGAUUACUUCUCAGAGGAAUUUCGAAAUGACUUUCUAGAACUUCUCAGGAGACGCUUUGGCACAAAGCGGGUCCACAACAACAUUGUAUAUAAUGAAUACAUCAGCCAUCGAGAGCAUAUCCAUAUGAAUGCUACACAGUGGGAAACCCUAACUGAUUUCACCAAGUGGCUGGGCAGAGAGGGCUUGUGCAAAGUGGAUGAAACACCAAAAGGCUGGUAUAUUCAGUACAUUGAUAGGGACCCAGAAACGAUCCGCCGGCAAUUAGAACUAGAGAAAAAGAAGAAGCAAGACCUUGACGAUGAAGAAAAAACCGCCAAAUUCAUUGAGGAACAAGUGAGAAGAGGGCUGGAAGGGAAAGAGCAGGAGACCCCUGUUUUCACAGAACUAAGCAGGGAAAAUGAUGAAGAAAAAGUUACAUUUAAUUUGAACAAAGGAGCAUGUAGUUCAGGAGGAGCAACAUCAUCCAAACCCAGUUCCCUGGGGCCAAGUGCCCUGAAGGCCAUGGGGAGUACAGCCGCCGUGAAACGGAAGGACCCUUCCCAUAGCUCAGCUCAAUCAAAAGAAAAGAAGAAAAAGAAAUCUGCCCUUGAUGAAAUCAUGGAGGUACAGUUUAAGAAUGAGCUCAGUGGAGGAAUGAUAGAAUUCAUACCAUAGGAAAAUUACAUCGUUCUGCAAUUAUUGGAUGAGUAUUAAAUUAGAAAA